This is a messenger RNA of Perca fluviatilis (European perch), 5073 nucleotides long. RefSeq names its product xylosyltransferase II (gene xylt2). The record is from RefSeq and is a predicted model, not a curated record. The coding region runs from base 37 to 2670 and encodes 877 amino acids. Gene Ontology annotation, cellular component: membrane. Gene Ontology annotation, molecular function: protein xylosyltransferase activity. NCBI's taxonomy places the organism in Eukaryota, Metazoa, Chordata, Actinopteri, Perciformes, Percidae. The transcript is spliced from 11 exons. Gene Ontology annotation, biological process: heparan sulfate proteoglycan biosynthetic process; chondroitin sulfate proteoglycan biosynthetic process.
CCCUGCACGCGCUCCCAGUCAACUGGAGUCGAAAAAAUGGUGGCCAGCGCUCGAGUACAGAAGCUGCUCCGACGAUAUAAACUAGCGAUUGCCGCAGCAUUAACUAUUCUCCUGGUCCAGGGGCUUGUGGUAUGGAGUCUAAGGGGUCUGGAAGAAGGCGAGGCACAGAGAAAAACACGACGCUCUAAGCUGCCUGACCACAACAGCCAGGACCCCAAGAGAGACCCCGCACUUUGGAAGAAACAAAACUCUUUGUCGGGGAGGGGCAGAUGGAGCGGCAGGUCGGAGAGGACGGGGGGCACGGCAGCCAGCGCACUGAGGAGAGGGACCAACCGCAAAGGAGAAAAGCCCAGCAUCAGGCUGAAGUCUCCCCAGGAGCGGGGGAUGACGGGAGCUGGAUUGGAUACUGUGGCCCUCCAUGACCUGUCCAGCAGCCGCAACUUCAGCGAGACCCGAGGUGGCACUGACGGGGCGGCAAAGUUACCCACUGCUGCAAUACUGGGGGAGCCGGGCAGCGUGGACGGGGCGCACCAAGCCCCCAGCAGUGACUUUGUGCCUAAAUGUGAUAUCAUAGGCAAGGACGCGCUGUCUGCCCUUCAUCGCGCUGGGUCACAGCAGUGCCGACAGGAGAUCGGCAACAUCGUGUGUCAGCAUCAGGCCGGGAAGCUCAUGCCAGACGCACUUCCUCAGUUCUGCCCCGAGCUCGGUAUAUCAAAUCCGGUCCAGGCCGUUGGCGAGAUGGACAACAGCCUGUCCAAAGUGGAGAACCCCGUCAGAGUGGCAUUCGUUCUGAUGGUCCACGGCCGUGCUGUACGGCAGCUCAAGCGCCUCAUCAAAGCCAUAUAUCACCGUGACCACUACUACUACAUCCACGUGGACAAGCGCUCCGGCUACAUGCAUCGGGAGGUCAUGCAGAUAGCCCAGCAGUACCCAAACAUACGAGCCACUACCUGGCGGAUGGUCACCAUCUGGGGUGGUGCCAGCCUGCUAAAGGCCUACCUGCACAGCAUGCAGGACCUGCUCUCUAUUCUGGACUGGAAGUGGGAUUUUUUCAUCAAUCUCAGCGCUACAGAUUUUCCCACCAGGACCAAUGAUGAACUGGUGUCGUUCCUGUCGCAGCAAAGGGACAAGAACUUCCUCAAGUCCCACGGGAGAGAAAAUGCCCGGUUUAUUAAGAAGCAGGGCCUUGACCGUCUCUUCCACGAGUGUGACAACCACAUGUGGCGUCUCGGCGAACGCAGCAUUCCCGAAGGCCUGGAGGUCUCAGGCGGCUCUGAUUGGUUUGCGCUCACCCACCGCUUCGUGGAAUACGUCAUCAACUCCCAGGAUGCCCUGGUGUCGGGGCUGAAGCAGUUCUACUCCUACGCUCUGCUCCCUGCUGAGUCCUUCUUCCACACGGUGCUCGGGAACAGUCACAUGUGUGACACCCUGGUGGACAACAACCUGCGUGUCACCAACUGGAACCGUAAGCUGGGCUGUAAAUGCCAGUACAAGCACAUUGUCGACUGGUGUGGCUGCUCUCCCAACGAUUUCAAACCGCAAGACCUCAUCCGGAUCCAGCAAUUGACCCGUCCGACAUUCUUUGCCCGCAAGUUUGAGUCAACCGUGAACCAGGAGGCCUUAGACAUCCUGGACACUCACCUGUAUGGCCAGUACGCUCCGGGCACCGUUGCCGUCAAGGCGUACUGGGAGAGCCUGUUUGAGCAGUUGGAUGGUGUGGGCUCACUCAGUGACGUGGCUCUCACUGCUUACACCGCUUUCUUUCGUCUUGGUUUAAAGAAUCUGGUGGCCACUCAGAGCAAAGUGGAGGCCUGCAGGUUUGAACCAGUAGGCUACCCUCUAUCAAUACACAUGUACUUUUAUGACGACCGUUUCCAAGGAUAUCUGAUCCGUCAGGAAGUCCAGGCUGUGGGUUCAAAGGUCAGGGAGACACUGGAGAUGUGGGCAGUGCCCCAGUCCACGCUUGUCCUCGAGACAAACCUAAAGGAGUUUGAAAGGCUCAAGAAUCUGGAAAUCGGCACAGAGUGGGAUCCUAAAGAAAGAAUCUUUCGCAACUUUGGGGGCGUGAUUGGCCCUUUGAGUGAACCACUUGCAGUCCAGAAGUGGGCACGCGGCCCCAACCUGACAGCCACUAUUGUAUGGAUUGACCCAGCUCUGGUGGUGGCUGCAUCUUAUGACAUUACCGUGGAUGUGGAUGCAGAGUACACCCAGUACAAACCCCCGCUGCAGCACCCCCUGCGGCCCGGUACCUGGACGGUGCGGGUGUUAAAACAAUGGGAGCGCGUGGCGGAAGUUCGCUUCCUCGUCAUGCCCUUAACCUUCAAAGAUAAGGAGCCACUACGCAAAGAAGAGGACAGCUGGCUGCAUGCAGGUCCUGCAGGUAACCUGUACACGGAGCAGAGCUUCCAGCAGCUGAGCUCCGUGCUGAAGCUGCCUCCCCAGGAGUCGGCCAUGCAGGAGGCCCAGCGUAAAGCCCAGCUCGUAGGUCAACCCCUUGAAGCGUGGGUGGACAGCAGCAUAGAAACCUUCUGGGUUACAGGCGGCCUGUGCGCCACACAGACUUCCUCUUGCCCAGCCGUGGGACCUUGCUCCAAGACCUCGUGGAGCUCUCUGUCCCCGGACCCCAAGUCUGAACUGGGCCCAGUCAAAAGUGAUGGGCGGAUCAGGUAGCCCCAAGAGAGGAGAGACUGUAGACUUCAACAUAUAACACAGGAAGACUGAGGGAGAGCUGGACCUGCACUGGAGAGCUCCAAGAGAACCUGUGUGAACCGGAUAUUGUCUCAGAGCUCAAGGGCACAUAAACAACAAGACAUCUUCCUGCACUGAGGAGUCAAGACAUUCUCAGUCAAGUGGUUCUACAGACUUAAAAGAGGAGGAUGUGACUGCUGGGAAUUUGCACAUAGGGGUUUUCAAGCGCAAGGACUUGUCAUUGUUUGCUGAACAGAUACACAGCUGCCAGAUGUAUUGUGUUGUUUUGCUGGCAGGCAGCUUGUCAGUCAUGGUCGGAAGUUUGAGAAAAAAAAAAACAACAACAACCCUCUGUGCAUGUUUGACUUCUGUUUGGGCGCACAGUGUUCAGUUUUUCUCUGCUUUGAAAGAAUCGGGAAGCAGUUGUCUAAACUCAACAACAGGCUCCUCUUCAUUUCAAGGGAGAGUGGAACCUCUAAAUCAUGUUAUUGUGCUUAUUUUGAAGCAUUAGUAUGUAUGCAUAAGGAACAGACAGAUGAAGUGCACUUUACUGUAAGACUAUAAUGUUACAGAGAGGUCACUUGGUUAUAGUGCGAGGAGCAGACAUCAUGAGUCACAUCACUUGCAUUUCCAUAGACUCUAAAGCAAAUACUUGCACCAUCACUCCCCUGCACAGACAUAUCACUAAAUACUGAGACUUGUAACCUGUAUUAGGAAAAGAUAAGGAAAGAGAGUGUAGAGAGAGUAUUUCAUGUUUAGUUCGGUUUACUGUGACAUAUCAUUUGAACAUGAAUUUUUUUUUAUUGUAUUUGUUUUGUCUGUUAGUUCCCUAAACUGGCUGUAAAGUGUUAAGUUGUCUUUAAUGCCCAUUGUUGCAGCAAAAGAAAAAGCCACUCUGAGUUGUUUAUCUGAUCAAAGGAAGUGCAGAGACAACCGCAGCAUCAAGGCUGCAGAUAGCCAAGUUACAUUCAAAAUUCCCUUAAUACGCAACAAAACAAUCUCACUCAAAACAACUACAGUUGACAAAAACCUGCAGCAGGUGGCUUGAGAUUGUUUUGCCAGCUUUUCAAGGUUAUGAAUGAACUGUCAAUGUGAAAUCUGACAAAAUGUGAUGUGCUCUUUGGCCCCUUAGAAUUCUUUUGAACUAAAGCCAAUUUAGCAAGAAAUUUUGAGAAGCUUGAUACUACUGUCAUGUUUUAUAAGAGUAAAUACGAGGCUACGGCCGGCUAACCUAGCUUAGCACAAAGACUGUAAACAAAGGGAAUGUCUAGCCUGGCUUCCAAAGGUAACUAAAUCAGUCUACCAGCACCUUUUUAAACUCAGUUUUUUUUUUUUUUUUUUUAACCUUUAGAAGAAUCGAGGUGUAAAAACAACAAAUCGUCGUUUUUACACUUGUUGAUGUGGACUAUUUCUUCUAGUUACCUCCGGGAGUCUCCGCUGGUUGCCUGGCAACUAGUCCCGACCGAGAAAUAAUGCUAGCCCGACCCAUAACCGUUAAAUUAGUUGUUUUUACACUUCUGUUAUUGUAACUUUAAACAAGCAACAUAUUGCGUGUUCGUUAGUGAGCUUUAGAGAUACUGGUAACGUUAGGUGGAUUUAGUUACUCCUAGACAGAGCCAGGCUAGCUGUUUCCAAUUUUUUAUGCUAAGCUAACUGGCUGCUGCAGGUAACCACAAAAUGACCGCACAAACUAUGAAAGUGGUAUCCGUCUUCUCUUCUAAGGCUCAACAAGCCAACCAAUAAGUAUAUUUCCCAAAAUGUAGAACAUUUCUUUAAAAUUCCAAUUGUAAACUUGGUUAGACACACUGUUGUCCCUCCUGUGUAUCAGCGUGUAUGCAGUAUUGUCACUGUGUGUUUGUGUGCUCUGUUUGCUUCACAGGUUGGUUAUUGUUCUCAUUUCUAUUCCAACCGUGCAUUUCAGUUCAGCUCUUUAAGUCCACCAACCAAAAAUGUUAGACAGUACACUGUAUGUUUUAUGUUUGUGUUUUAGCCUGAUCAAGAGAAUCUAAGCUGCCUUUACUUAGUGCAACGAUGGAUUGUUUACUACGGGAUGUUAGCUUCCAGAGAUGUGCAAUGAAUGCCUUUUCAGAGGAUAGUGAGACCCCCCUGUCUGUAUCUUAGGUUGCAUUUUUUAACUAGUUUUAAAUGUUCUUAAAUAAUAAUAGUUGGCCACCAUAUGAGUUUUCAAGUGACCUUGUUUACCUUGCACAGUACAGUUGCUUCAGUGAAGCCCCCGUUUUAUUGCUAAUGAGAGAGCAAGAGUAAUCAGCGGAACCCAAUGUUAUUUUUCUAUACUGUUUGAGAGGAAGUGUGUAUGUUGUCAGUUCAUCUCCAGUGCUCUGUUAAACAAUUAAAAACUUCUGUCAAAUAAUGUGGUAUUUGAAA